Messenger RNA from Amphimedon queenslandica, 670 nucleotides. RefSeq names its product cilia- and flagella-associated protein 44-like. The record is from RefSeq and is a predicted model, not a curated record. The transcript has 4 exons. Lineage: Eukaryota; Metazoa; Porifera; Demospongiae; Haplosclerida; Niphatidae. Bases 149 to 670 code for a protein of 173 amino acids.
UGGUCAGUAUUUACUAACAGGGUCUGAUAAUGGAUCAGUAGAGAUACACAAACUAACUGAUCCUUACUCUCUCUCUGGUCUGAAAGAGGAAGGUCACGGGACGUGGUCACUAGGCACUCAUGACAAUCACUACGGCCAAGUCUCCUGUAUGUCAUUAACAUAUGAUGAUCAGUACCUACUCACUGGUGGAGGGGAUGGGAAUGUCUUUGUGUAUAAAACUAAUUUCUCUACCAGCAGACCAGCCUCUCACGUUGCCAAAGUUGCUGGUAGUGACGCCCAGACUAUCAAGAGAAGGAUUGCUAUUACUGAUGAUAUUGAGGACUCCUCUCAUUACAGCAUUGAGGAUGCUAAACAAAAAGCUGAGCAAGACAGGAAAUUAAAAGCAGCUGAAGCAAAGAAACAAAAAGUUCGUAGGGAUAUUAUGCUGCUGCGUAGGACAUUCACUGAGUUACAGCAAAGAUCUCAGCACCUGCCAAAACACUUGAGGCUCAAACAAGAGGAGUUCAUGAUGGAUCCAUCAAUAUCAGAACAACUCCAGAAACAACUAGCAGAUAAAUUGGAUUUAGUAAGGAGAGAGAUGGCUUGGGAGUCUGAGAAGCAUUCUGUGGCUUUAAAGAAACUCCAGAAAAAGUUAGUACACACACAUGUACAUGUAUUAGCUUGUAUUUAG